Molecule: messenger RNA, 396 nt
Organism: Lasiodiplodia theobromae
Lineage: Eukaryota; Fungi; Ascomycota; Dothideomycetes; Botryosphaeriales; Botryosphaeriaceae
Product: Ankyrin repeat domain-containing protein 65
Exons: 2
Coding region: 1-396 (131 amino acids)
Source: RefSeq, a predicted model, not a curated record
AUGAAGUUCAUCACCGCUGCCGCUGCCGCUGCCGCUGCCGCUCUUCUUAGCGCCGCCGCAGCCUUGGCCCCUCCGACCCCCUCUUCCGACCCGUCCGUGGUGGCUACCUACUUGAUCCAGGACUUCCUCAUUGGCUUCGUUGACAACGUCGUGUCCUUCAAAGUUGGGAUGAUCAACGGCGAGACGGCCGCUGAGUGCUCUACGUCGGGAAGCGCGGUCGUCAGCAACCAAAGUUACACUUGCAACAACUCGUACUUCAGCUUCACCUUGGACACCGACGAGCUGCCAUUCAACCUCACCCUUCGUGAGAACUGGGAUCAGGGACCCAUUGCCGGAUCCACCCUCAUCUUUUACCAUAGCCAGAACGUUGUAAUCCAGCUUCGCUACGUUGAGUAG